This is a messenger RNA of Phymastichus coffea, 2406 nucleotides long. Its product is annotated as venom dipeptidyl peptidase 4-like. Bases 147 to 2393 code for a protein of 748 amino acids. The transcript has 13 exons. Gene Ontology annotation, biological process: proteolysis. NCBI's taxonomy places the organism in Eukaryota, Metazoa, Arthropoda, Insecta, Hymenoptera, Eulophidae. Gene Ontology annotation, molecular function: dipeptidyl-peptidase activity; serine-type peptidase activity. The record is from RefSeq and is a predicted model, not a curated record.
AUCAAUCGCGGUUCUCGUUCUUUUCUCUGGUCAUAGUUUGGUCGUCAGCUGUCACCUGAUCUGCAUUAUACUGUGCGAGUUUAUGUGCCAAGUUCGUACGAGAUUGUUUACUAUACGCCCGUUGCAGAAGAGAUACCCAACCAACGAUGGCCACCGAGUCGCGCGUUACUGCCGAGCGGCCCGUCAGCGAGGAGAGAAAGCCCCUGUCCCUCGACGACGUCAUAUCGUACGCCCGUAAGAUCACCUCUUUCAAAGGCGUCUGGAUAUCGGACACGGAAAUAUUCCACCAGGACGCCGAAUCCGCGUUCGUAUUCGACGCGACCACGAGGAGGAGCACGCUGAUUGCCAAGGAACCGAUUUUCAAAGACUGCGAGCUCUUCCUCAGCGCCGAUCGAAAUUACCUCCUCGUCAAGGGUCCCGAGACGAAGAUUCACUCCUACCUGCCCGUCAGCAAGUACAGCGUCUACCACGCGAAGAGCAAGAGGGUUGCGGACUUGGCCGACGGUCAGCUCCUGGCCGAAGCGGCCUGGGCCCCCCAAGGCAGUGCUCUGGCGUUCGUGCUCGACAACGACGUCUACUAUCAGCGGCUCGACGGCGGCUCCAGCGCGACGCGACGGCUCACGAGCAACGGCAAAGCCGAAGAAACGUUCAACGGUAUCAGCGACUGGAUGUACGGUGAGGAGGUCUUCCAGGAUCGCAGCAGGGUGCUCUGGUUUUCGCCGAGCGCCGACCACCUCGUCUUCCCGACUUUCGACGACAGCAGCGUCGACGACGUGAUUAUCUCGCGAUACAACAGCCCAGGAAACCUGGCCGACCAGUAUCCCGAGAUAGUCAGAUACAAGUACGCGAAGUCUGGAACGCCCAUACCGAGAGUCACGCUGAAUCUCGUGGAUCUGAGGAAGGACGAGUCCACGCUGAUUGAGCUGAAAGCUCCGAGCACGAUAGGAUCAGAGCCAAUUCUCUGGCCUGUCGACUGGUUCGACGAUAAGACGAUCGUGGCAACCUGGACAAACAGAGUACAAAAUCGAUCGCAAAUUGUCACUUACACGCUGGACGGCCAAUCUAAGUUGCUGUUGGGCCAGGAGUCACCGGAGGGCUGGUUACUUUGGGAUCUCGUCUAUUACACCCCAAAGUUGUGCAACGACUGUCUUGUUCUCGUGGAGCUGCAGCCGUCAGGCGACGAGAGUCUCGGCUCGUUCAAGCACGUGGUGCGUUACCGAAUGUCGAACGGCCGACUGGAGGACAGGACCGAUCUGACGCCCGGUGCCACGUGGGUCUGCAGGAUCGUGGACGUCGACGGGGCCAAGGGCGUCGUCUACUACGUCGCCAGUCCCGCCGGGCAGCCUUCGCAGAAGCAAUUGUAUCGGGUGAGCUUUCGCGAGACGAGCGACCAGCCCGAGUGCCUCACCGCCGAGCUGCGGACACCGGAAGGGAACGCGUGCAAGUACGUGAGCGGCGUGGCCUUCUCCAAGGGUCUGGCGUACUACGCGCUCACGUGCCACGGCCCGGAUCCAGCCUUCGUCGGCAUCCACGACUCCGAGUCGGGCGCGCAGCUCCACGAGUGGUUCGCCAACGCGGAGCUGCGCCGGACGCUCGUUGGUCGAGCGCUGCCCAAAGCCAUGGACGUGGACGUGCCGGUGCCCGGGGGCAGCGCCAAGGUCCGCCUGCUGCUGCCCAGCAGUUUCGAGCCCGGCAACAAGUACCCAAUGGUCGUGAAAGUGUACGGCGGCCCGGAGAGCCAGGCCGUCAGCGACGCGUUUGCAAUUAGCUUCGAGCACUACAUGGCCUCGAAGCGCCAAGUAAUAUGUGCGUUCGUCGACGGGCGCGGCACCAGCGGCAAGGGCACCGCGAUGUUGUACGCGGUUUAUCGCCGCCUGGGGAGUGCCGAGAUGGACGACCAGAUAAGCGUUACCCGGAAGCUGCAGCAGACGUACCCCUGGAUCGACAGCGAGAGGACGGGGAUAUGGGGCCGGAGCUACGGGGGCUACGCCACGGCGGCGAUUCUCGCCAGGGACCGCGAGGGCGUUUUCAAGUGCGGCAUCUCGGUCUGCCCGGUCACCUCCUGGCUCUAUUACGACGCGAUCUACACGGAGCGCUACAUGGGCCUGCCGAGCGCCGGCGACAACCUGAGCGGCUACGAGGCGAGCCAACUUACGAAGGACGCGAGCAGCCUGGCGGGCAAGAGGCUGCUGCUGGUGCACGGCAGCGGCGACGACAACGUCCACCUGCAGAAUUCGAUGGCGCUGAGCAAGGCCCUCGUCGAGGCGGACGUUCUCUUCGAGCAGUUCUACUACACGGACGAGUAUCAUCCGCUGAAGGGGGUGUACAAACACCUGUACGCCACCUUCGACAAGUACUUCUCCGAGUGGCUGGGUUACGAGCUGCGACAAUAAAAAGAAUAAUGAC